Messenger RNA from Aspergillus tubingensis, 618 nucleotides. RefSeq lists its product as uncharacterized. The transcript has 4 exons. Bases 1 to 618 code for a protein of 205 amino acids. The record is from RefSeq and is a predicted model, not a curated record. NCBI's taxonomy places the organism in Eukaryota, Fungi, Ascomycota, Eurotiomycetes, Eurotiales, Aspergillaceae.
AUGAGUGGACAGAUUAAAUCGUUAUAUCCGGAGCCUAAUGUAUUGACCUCUUCUCUGAAGGUGGGAGCCGUGACUGGAUCUGCUGGUCUCAUAUACGGGGGAAUAUCAGGAGUUAUCCGGUCUCCCCACCCCGUCAUUCAUUCUAUCUCUUGCGGAAUCCACUGGUUUGCAUGUGGAGCCUCCUUUUGGUGGUUGAGAAGCAACAUUCUAAAGCUUCACUAUGAAGACAAGGCGACCCCUAAGCAACGGGCUUAUGUCAGCGCCCUCUCCGGAGGAGUUGCCGGAGGGGCUGUUACGAGGCUAAUGGGCGGGCGACUUGUCCCUGGGCUAGUUGUUUUCUCGUUACUAGGCUAUGUCGGGCAAAGCUCUUAUAAUGCGAUCGACACCUGGCAAAUGGAGAACGCGAAUACGACGUCUAAGCCGUUCCUGCAGCGGAUGGCCGACUCCAAAUGGAUCCCGCUCAAGUCACUCUCGGAUGACGAUUACAGGGGUAUCUUGAACGAGAAAGUGUUGAGUAUCGAGGCUGAGAUCGCACUUAUUGACGACAAGAUCGGGGAGCUUGAAAAGCUCAAGACUAGUGGUCUCGAAUCGGGAAAUUCGGAUCCUGCAGCUAAGUAG